Nicotiana attenuata is the source of this 1893-nucleotide messenger RNA. RefSeq lists its product as uncharacterized. The record is from RefSeq and is a predicted model, not a curated record. The coding region runs from base 1 to 1893 and encodes 630 amino acids. Lineage: Eukaryota; Viridiplantae; Streptophyta; Magnoliopsida; Solanales; Solanaceae. The transcript has 2 exons.
AUGCCGACUUCAUCUGAAAUUGCAGCAAUAUGGACCGAGGAAAAUAAUGGCGUAGCUUUGAAUGCACCACAUAUUCAAAUUUACCCUCGCACUGAUCGAACACAAAUAGUGAAUUACUAUUAUGGAUGUUAUGAUGCAUUGCAAUAUCCACUGUUAUUUCCGUUAGGGCAAAGUGGCUGGCAUUGUGGUAUUAAGAAGCUCCCAGCAAAUUGUCCUGCGUACUUAAGAACUGCGCAUCACGAAGAGGUACCAAGUAUAAGAAAUGUUACGUCACUUGACAGAUAUCUUGAAAUGGAAGAUGAAAUUCUUAAAAAGGGACAGCGACGAAGAGAUACUGUUUCUGUUCGUGAGUAUUAUUGUUACAAAUUACAAAUGAGAAAUGAUGAUGAAGAUGAAAUAUUACAUGCUGGAAGAAUAUUUCAGCAGUAUUCAGUUGAUGAAUACAUUAAACUCGAAACACAAAGGUUGAAUUUCGCAGCGUUCAAUCAAGAUUUAUUUAGGACGGCUAUGCUAGAAGGACUUCUUGACAUCUUGCGAUUGGGUGAACGCGAUGCUUCUAAUAUUGGGAAACAAAAUUUCCUUCCAAGCUCCUUCAUUGGAGGGCCUCGGGAUAUGCGACAACGGUACAUGGAUGCUAUUGCGCUCGUGCAACAUUUCGGUAAACGUGAUUUAUUUAUAACUAUGACAUGUAACCACUCUUGGACGGAGAUAAAGGAACAUUUAAUUCCAACAGAUGAGUCGCAUAAUAGGCCUGAUUUGAUCAGCCGAGUAUUUAGAGCGAAAAUAGAAGAAUUCAAAAAGGAUAUACUAAAGCGAAAUAUCUUUGGAGAGGUAGCAGCUUUUAUGUAUACUCUAGAGUUCCAAAAGCGAGGUUUACCACACGCUCAUUUUCUUAUAAUAUUAACUAAUGAAUACAAAUUACUUACUCCAGAGGCUUACGAUAAUAUUAUUAGUGCUGAAUUACCUGAUGAGAAUGCAGAACCAGAUUUACAUUCGCUUGUUCUUAAACACAUAAUGCAUGGUCCAUGCGUCCAUGACAAGAUUGCAUUUUCGUUACAUAAUAACGACAUAGACGCAGAAGUAGAUGAAAUAAAGGAAUAUCAGUCUGAUAGAUGGGUGUCGCCUCCCGAGGCUAUGUGGCGCUUGUAUGGUUUCUCGAUUAGUGAAAUGUUACCGACCGUAUGCCCUCUUCAACUUCAUCUUAAGGGACAACAUUUUGUUUCAUUCAGAAGCUGCGCAAAUGUAGAUACACUUGUAAAUAAUCCGCUGAUUAAGCAGACGAUGUUAACACAAUUUUUCGAAAUGAAUAGAACAAAUGCUGAGGCUAUGGAACUCAAUCUAUUAUACCAGGAAUUCCCUGAACAUUUUGUUUGGUCUUCAACAGAGAAGAUGUGGACACCUCGGAAACAACGACAUGCUAUUGGUCAUGUUGUAACAUGUCAUCCAACGGAAGGUGAGCGAUAUUAUCUUAGAAUGCUAUUAAUGAAUAUUAGAGGACCAAAAUCAUAUAAGGAUUUACUAACUGUUAAUGGAGAACAUUGUAGCACCUUUAGAGAAUCAGUGGAAAAACGGGGAUUGCUACAAAGUGACAAUAGUUUGCUUGAACGCAUGUCAGAAGCAGCAAGUUACCAGAUGCCAUACAGUUUGAGAUGUUUAUUUGCUACAUUACUGAUUUACUGUAAUCCUACGAAUCCAAGACAACUCUGGGAAGAAUUUGAAGAGCAUAUGUCCGAGGAUUAUACGUUGGUAUCCAAUAUUAACAAAAAAAAUAUUCGAUACCAAGUUUUGAACCAUAUUAACGACAUAUUACACUCUAUGGGAGGUGACAUAAAUGAAUAUCAACUCAUUCCUGAAACAAGUAGCGGCAAAAGAUGCAAAGGAGGUGCACUUUGA